This is a messenger RNA of Vitrella brassicaformis, 1649 nucleotides long. Lineage: Eukaryota; Vitrellaceae. The record is from the annotation of a GenBank genome assembly.
GUGCUCUCACGCCCAUGAAUGCCGUGUGUCUCGCCCGCCCCCUCAUGAAUGCAAUGCACCCAAUGCACCCACACAGGUCUGCCUGUCUGUCUGUCCGUCUGUCUGUGUGCCUGCCGACCGGUGAGCACCUCACACGCUUUUGUGGAGCGCACUUGACCGCUCGGCAGGCAGGCAGUCACACCCAACGCAACGCAACGCAACGCAACGCAACGCACACAUGAGUACGUGUCCACGGAUGAAGGUCUACGUCGGUGUCUCUCGCAGCCAAAUCAAAUCGCUCAGCUCUGUCAGUGUAGAUGACGUGUUCGCUGAGCGGUUCGUGAGGCCGAGAGAGAGAGAGAGAGAGAGACAUGCAGCCCAUGAACGAAGGAACAAGAACUCACGGCGAUGUUCCUCAAAUCACUCAGUCAAAUCACUGGUGCACACACACACACAGAGGGCCGCGAAAGUAAGCGGCGCCUGUACGUCUUGUUGAAGUGCAGUGUGUGCGGGCGCCGCGCACCCCACACUCUCGACACGAAGGAAACAGCACAUGGACAAAUACACAUGGGAAAUCAAUAAUCGAUACACGCUCGUCCUCGCUGCCUGCCAGUGCUGUCUGUCUGUCUGUGUGUCCUCGUGUGUCUGUCUGUCGGCGACCAUGGGAGCAGCCAGCUUCACCGUUCACACAGGCGCCAGCCAACGAAUUUUGUGUAUGUAUGUAGUGACAUAGACAAAUGAAUCAAUCGGCAGGUACAGUGAGAAUGUACGUAUGCAGUGAGUGAGACAAAUGAAUCAACACAACGAACGAGAACUGACUGACACAUCAACGAAUGAAUCGUCUGUCUGUGUGUAUGUAUGUGGGUACAGUGUGUGUGGCGGUUCGUUCGUGUGCAUCCCCAAUCCCAAUCCCUCCCUCCCUCGAUGGAUGGACCGAUUGAUCAGCACCAGCCACAUGAACAGCAGCAGCCACAGCAGCCCCAGCACUGGUACUGCCACCGGCAGCCACAGCAGCCACACACCUGCUGCCACCCGCACCUGCAUCUCGUAGACGCCUGCUCGUCGGCCGCGCCAUCUGAUAAGCCACACACACACACACAGACAGACAGACAGACAGUAUGGAUGCUUGUGGGUCAGUCAGGUGAGGCAGGCCCUUCAUCCGUACCGUCCGUAGCGGUCAGGUUGGCGGGUGUCUUCCAGAGAGUGUGCACGAUGCCUUUGCUGACGUGGUAGUUGCGCUUCUCCAUGCCCUCGAUGUCGUCGCCCUUGACGACGCUGGCGAGGACCUCACUGGCCUCCUCGGUCGCCGGGUCCUGCGUCCACUUCACCUCGCCGAACUCCAACUCGAGCAGCGUCUUGAGGAGACGCUCGCCCUCCUCUCGGGUCAUGUUGGCCGGGACUUCCACUGUGCCGGCUGCAGUCACUGAACCGCCUGCAAAGGAGACAGGCCAAGCUUGUGCAAAACAGUGAGUGUAUCAACCAACAGUCGUGUGUCCGCAAGCAACUCAAUGGCCAUCGCGGGUGUGUGAGUGUGUGAUGUGAUGUAUACGCACCGGCAGGCGACACGGGCGACAGCUGGCGCUUGAGGAGCUGGCAGUUGGCGACGCCAACCAAGGCGACAAGAAGAAGCAGGCCCAGGACACGGGACAUCUUCGGUGGAGCGAUAGUGG